Mercurialis annua (annual mercury) is the source of this 651-nucleotide messenger RNA. RefSeq lists its product as uncharacterized. The record is from RefSeq and is a predicted model, not a curated record. The coding region runs from base 152 to 427 and encodes 91 amino acids. The transcript is spliced from 5 exons. Lineage: Eukaryota; Viridiplantae; Streptophyta; Magnoliopsida; Malpighiales; Euphorbiaceae.
AGUCGUUUAGUGAGAUUUAAUUAACCCUCCUUCCAAUUUCUGUCUUACCAGUCAGUGAAAAAAAAAGACGGAGCAUUUCUUUCUUCUUCGUAGCUUACGGCUGAAUUUGAGCUUUGAUUUGAUCUGAGAGAAGUUUUUUCAAAAAAAAAGGAUGCCAUCUCUACAAACAGCAUUGCCACCUGAACUUGCCAAUAACGCAAUUAGGCUUUACCGUGAGUGUCUUCGAAGAGCUAAAUAUAUCGGUCACCGGCAAAAUAACACAGCACUCCUUGUUGAUAUGGUCAAGCAGCAAUUCAAAAAGCAUAUGUAUGAGGAAGAUCCUGAAAAAAUUCAGAAGUUGAAGGAUGAUGCUGCAAGAGGACUUAUAAACCAUAUACUUUACGAGUCUGAGAAGAUGUCUGGCCGUAAAUUCAGUAAAAAUGGUUGAUUAUUCAUUGAAUUUAUUGAGCUAAGUGUAUUAGAUGAAAGUACCGAAAGAUUAGAGUUUCUUUGUCUAAAAUUGCACCUAUUGAAUCACGUGAAACUUUACUUUCGAUCAGAUUAAUAAACACAUAGACUCUUAAGACUGUUAUAGCAUCUGUUUCAUGACUCUUACAGUCUUGGUGAAUGUUAAAGCUUUCCGUGAUAUUCAAUAUUGUUUUGGAACUAUCA